UGUAUAGCUCCAAACUAUAUUAUGCCAAAAACCAAUUGAUAUUCAGCAUAACUGUCAGCGACAAGGGUAUUCUUUCUAGUUUAACUACUUAACAAGAAAGCCAGAAAACAAAAAGCCAAUUUUGUUCGGAAUUGAAACGACUAAGCAUUGAAAGGAAAUCGUCGACGCUGCAGAGAUUCUUUCAGGAGGUAGAGAGAACACUUGGUCAUCACAGAAUAAACUGAACGUGUGUUUCUCUGUCCGAGGAAACGUUCCGUUUCUAAAAUAGAAUCGCUGUAAUAAUGACAGCGGCCAGACAGCUCAGUAAGACAAGUCCUGGGAGUUUGAUACAUUGCGACAGCUAAAUGUUGGAUAGAAUUUCACCUGCUUCUAUAUAUAUAUAUGUAUGUAUGUAUAUAUAGCUCGGGGACUUGUCAUCGAACUCUUUAAAUGCCAUCGAAACAGCUCUGCAGUUUUUGAUCCACUAUCUCUCAGUCUCCUGUACACAUACUUAUGCGCAAACACCACACAAAACUGUACAAUCAAGAAUGAUGGAGAUGUUUGAAACCAAUCCUUUUUACUAUCACGAUCAGCGCUAUCUGGUGAGUGAAAGUAUGGGCUUUCCGCACUUGGAUGGCACUGGGGUGUCUCCCCUCUACGCGGGAAGCGAGGAUGGCUUGUCUCCAGUUGGAGAGGCGAGCCAGGCCGAGCCGAACUGUGACAGUGGCGGAGAGGAGCACGUCUACGCUCCGCCCGGUCUGAAAUCCCACUGCCCAGGCCAGUGCCUGAUCUGGGCUUGUAAGGCGUGCAAGAGGAAAUCAGCCAGCACUGACAGGAGGAAAGCGGCGACUCUCCGGGAGAGGAGGAGGCUCAAAAAAAUCAACGAGGCUUUCGAAGCGUUAAAGCGCAGGACAGUGCCAAACCCUAACCAGAGAUUACCGAAAGUGGAAAUCCUGCGUAGUGCCAUCCACUACAUCGAGAAACUCCAGGACCUGCUACACAGCUUUGACCAGCAGGAUAAACUGCAGGAGAACGUGGACCCGAUCACCGGCUGCAAAAGCUCCCAUUCAGUGGUAGCUACUCCAGACUGCUGGGGAACAAGCAGCUGUCCUUCAGAAUGGGGGAACCUGUCUGAUCAUUCGAAUAUCCAAACUAAAGUCCACAAAGACGGAAAUAGUUCGGAAUCAUCAGGCACCAGCAGUCUGCAUUAUCUGAGCUCGAUAGUGGACAGUAUUUCAACGGAGGAGGGCACUACGCUAUAUACCCAAGACUCAAAUGCAAAGCCGUAGAUGUUACCAUUUCCAAGGCAUCAGUGGUUUCAGGAAUCCGAAAAAAAAGGGUUGAAAAGAAAACGCACCCAUAUGUUGAAUAAAUAAACCGGUUUUAACUG
Molecule: messenger RNA, 1369 nt
Organism: Stegostoma tigrinum
Lineage: Eukaryota; Metazoa; Chordata; Chondrichthyes; Orectolobiformes; Stegostomatidae
Gene: myf6
Product: myogenic factor 6
Exons: 4
Coding region: 528-1268 (246 amino acids)
Biological process (GO): positive regulation of myoblast differentiation; muscle organ development; regulation of transcription by RNA polymerase II
Molecular function (GO): protein dimerization activity; DNA-binding transcription factor activity, RNA polymerase II-specific; RNA polymerase II cis-regulatory region sequence-specific DNA binding
Source: RefSeq, a predicted model, not a curated record